Messenger RNA from Nylanderia fulva, 2461 nucleotides. RefSeq names its product transcription factor kayak (gene kay). Gene Ontology annotation, cellular component: nucleus. The record is from RefSeq and is a predicted model, not a curated record. Gene Ontology annotation, biological process: regulation of transcription by RNA polymerase II. Gene Ontology annotation, molecular function: DNA-binding transcription factor activity, RNA polymerase II-specific; RNA polymerase II cis-regulatory region sequence-specific DNA binding. NCBI's taxonomy places the organism in Eukaryota, Metazoa, Arthropoda, Insecta, Hymenoptera, Formicidae.
GCGUCGCUCGCUCUCAGUUUUAAAGAGGCGUCGGUGGAGGACGCAGUGGUGGACGACGAACUCUUCGACAAGUGAGAAGAGACGAGCUUCUAUAUGCGAGUGUGCGGUGCGGAUACAAAGGAGGGAACGCGAAAAGGGAGAUAAAGAAAGAUAAAAAGGAACACGCGAAGCGAGAACUCACCGACGCCCGAACGAUCUUACGAACGAACGAUCGACUGAAAUAUCAUUGAUUCUUCAUUUACUCUCUUGAAUUCCUUCACUUUCCCGUAUUCCCAACUUCACUCUUUCCCGGAUAUCUCCUUUACCCUCCGCUAUAUCUCACCGUCAUAUUUUCGACGUCGAACAAACGAACACUGAACGAAUAAUCCCUCGAGCUAUGGCAGCCACCGCCAUGGAUCCAGUCGACAUUGCGAACAUACUCGCGCAAGAACUGCUCUAUCAGCAGUUGGUAUCUCUGGACGGAUUGCACAGCGGGGUACCGACCAGAACGACGCCGACGUUGACGCCGACCACCCUCCGCAGCAUCGAGCAGACGUUCCUGGAGCUGACGAGCGAGUCGGCAACGACGCACGGUCGCGAGGCCGGUUUCGUGCCACCACUGGUCGAACCGUCGCAGCCGACUCCGGCACAGACGCAGAACACGACGGCGGCGCAUCUCCCGGUGCCGACGACGACCACCCUCAUCGAGAGCAGCCAGCAACAAACGCAGCCGCAGCAGCCAGUUAGACGCAACAUGGGUGGCAGGAGGCCCACCAGGACGAUCGGGAUGACUCCCGAGGAGGAGGAGAGGCGACAGAUCCGGCGCGAAAGGAAUAAGAUGGCAGCGGCGAGAUGCCGCAAGCGAAGGAUGGAUCAUACCAAUGCCCUACUUGAAGAGACCGAGGGUUUGGAACAGAAGAAGCAGAACUUGCGGGAUGAAAUAGAUCAACUGAAUCAGGUCAAAGAGGAAUUGGAAUACAUUUUAGAAACGCACAGAGCGGUCUGUCGCCAUUCGCUGCGCUCUUCGUCCCCGAUGGAUGUGAAACCUGUGUUAAAGCCUGAUCUUCCGGUGGAGAAUCACUUCGUCGAGCCUGUGAAGAGCGACACGACGGUGGCCGCGUCGACGAGACCGAACAGACCUAAUUCAUUGCCGGUCGGAUUGGAUAAUAACAACAGACUGAAUUCUCUGGCGAUGUUCGCCGAACCGAAGGAGAGACCGGACACGCUUGCUUUCAAAACAGUGGAAACCCCGGCUUUCAUGAAGCCGUCGAUGGACGUGGCCGGUAUGCCGAUUACUACCCCGACCAGCGGUCUUGGAUUUAACUUCGAGUCCCUAAUGGAUGGUGGCACCGGUCUCACGCCGGUCUCGACGCCUUUGAUACCAUCGUGCUCGACGCAACAGAGGAACAAUCUAUCAGCCGUGGAUCUCAGCUCCCCGGAUGCGAAUCCACCGAAACUCGUGAGCUUGUGACGCCACGAUGACGUAGCGAACCACGGAUCGAACGAGGAGAACGAUCCCGAAUGAGAAUGAAAGUACCAUGACGCGAGAAGUUUAAAUUUUUUUAAAAAGAAAGGAAGGCAGAAGUAUUAAGCGCGCCUGCUUUUUACAACGAAAUUUUAAAUCGUUUUCACAAGCUCUUUCACGUGAUUUUUGCUUAUUAGAAAGCGCGAUUUUUAAAGCAUUUUAUUGUGACAGUUUGUCGAUGGUUAUAAAUUUAUGAAAAUUGUAAACUAAUCUACGUAUUUGUUCUUAUAAAAUAAGACGAAUAAAACAAGAAAAUUUUUGUGAGAACGCGAUUAUUUUUGUAUGAUAUUUUGCGAAUGCAUUGAUCUUUAACAAAAAAAAAAGAAAAAAGAAAGAUUUAUUGUAUUUAGAUUUUAAUAGUCUUGUGGAUGCAGUCUCAGUAUUUUGCCCAUUCGUAGAGGACAAGGCCAAUUGAAACUUUGUAUUGAUCGAUGAUGAAAUAAUUUACUACGAAGAUAAAUUUUAGAACAAUAAGAUAAUUAUACAUUUGAAAAGAAGAAGCGCCCAGUUAUGUGCGCCUUAAAGAAAAUCAUCGCAGAUAUAAGCAAUAAUGCUGUCUGCAUACAAGUGAUAUAAAUAUAUUUAACGUUUAAAAUAAUGCAUUAGAAAUAUAUAUAAUAUAAAGAAGAUUUGUCAUUUUGUAAGUAAAACGAAAGAUGGAUAAAAUUUUAUACUAUGAUUCUAUACUGAGAAUAGAAAUUUAGAUUGUAAGGAAAAAACAAGUUUAGCUCAAAACUUCUAAAUACACUAAGAAAUCGCAAGAGCUCUUCGAAUUGAGCGCUUAACAUUGAUCAAUAACACAGUUCGCAUAAUUUAAAAAUAUAUUUAAUAAUAUUAUAGAGAGCGAAUAAAAUUACGCGAAUGCGAGAAUUCCUAUAUUUUGUCCAACGUUUAUAAGCUGAUAUUUUGUACACUGGUAUGUAUAAAAGGAAAGAUUAUUGUCUCGCUUUCAUGCUA